GGCCUGGCAGGAACGCUAUCCUCGAUCCCAUCGUUUGGCUUCGCGCAGGUUGCGUAUCAAGAGAAUACAUUGUUGGGCAUCACCCAUGUCAACGGUGGUGUGUUUGGGAGACGCUGAAGAGGGGCAGCCCGUAAACAUUUCGUCUACCAGCAACACGCCAACGCCCACCCCUGGCGGCCAUUGUGUCCCGGGACAAGAUUUGGCUAGCCGUUGGAGAAUGGUUGCACAUCAUAGCCCGACUUGGCUGAAAAGUGCCAUAGAAGCCAAGAGCGAGAGUCUUUGCUUACGCAGCAGCUCUCCAGCCCGAAAGUCUCAGGGUUCGUAUGUCCCACAUCAUGUCCCGGACUCGGGCGAGACUGUUUUGUCUUCCCUUUCUAUCCACCGAGCAGGGAGGCCGAGUUGUCUUAUUAAGGCUGGAUCUAGGCGACGAAGAUGGGCCCGUCCCGCAAAUAGACGAGUUUGUUCGGAGACAUGCCAGGUACCCAGGAAAUAUGCCAGGACAAUUCCAAGUAGGACCAUUGGACCAAAUCUGGAAGGGCCUGAUAAACUGGAACACGCGGAAUACCCAGGGUCCGAAUACUGGAAUCUGGAACUGGGAGACCCUGGCCAAUUGGACGUUACUCCCCAGAGUCCAUCUGAGGAUCUGUUCUUAAAGACGGAAUCUAGCACCCCAUCCGGGGAGGAACCACCUCCAGUGGACCAAGAGGCUGCAAAAUCUGUGUUGAGUGAUAUACAACAGAAGUUAUCUUGUUUGGCAAUUGCUGACCAGGCCGAGCCGGGUUGUGAUGUGGAAGCCAGCACAUUGGUCGAGCAGAUAUACAGCUCUGGUGAAACCCUCCCAGUCCCGGAUGUUGAACUUUCCGAUGACAGUGAAGUGGAUGAUGACACUUAUUGGGAGUGGGACAAAGACAAGCAAAAAUUCCGACAUUGGGACGACGAAGAUGAAGAAUGGGUGUACUUCCCUGACGCCUUUGACUGAGAAGAUGCAUAGAAGAUGGAUCGUCUGAUUUGUAAACUUUUGAAUCUUGCAUACUCGGUUACUGGAACAGAUCGAUAUUUACCGGAGGCCGCAUGAUUGGAGCGUUGCUUGCUUACUUGGACACCGUGGUAGCCCGUGGGAAUAAAUAGCAUACUCAACAAAAUUU
This is a messenger RNA of Ilyonectria robusta, 1145 nucleotides long. RefSeq lists its product as uncharacterized. The transcript has 4 exons. The annotation marks the transcript as partial. The record is from RefSeq and is a predicted model, not a curated record. Lineage: Eukaryota; Fungi; Ascomycota; Sordariomycetes; Hypocreales; Nectriaceae.